GCUGAAUGAUGAAUUUGCAAGUCAUCCGAAAGUUUAAGGACCACUUAUGUAAUCAGCCCAUAGUUUUAUGUAAGCGAGCUAAACUGCUAAAGCUUCAAUUUCUUCUCUCACUUCCCAUUUUCCCAGCUCCCAAGUUGCAAUCUUUUCCCGCCCCAAGUCCAUGGCGCCGCCGGAGCAGCACCCGGAGGAAGAAGCCACCCGACUGAAAUCCAAGGCCGAGGAGGAAUAUUCAGCCUCCAACCUGAAAUCGGCACUCAAACAUGCUAAAAAAGCCCACCGGCUAUGUCCCGACCUCGACGGUCUCUCGGCCAUGCUCACCGCCCUGAAAACCCUCCGAUUCGCCGCCAAAUCCGACUCCGAGUUCGUCGAUUGGUACGGCAUUCUUCAGGUAGAGCCUUUCUCUCACAUCAACACUAUAAAGAAACAGUACAAGAAUCUGGCACUAGUUUUGCACCCUGAUAAGAACGAAUUUGUCGGUUGUGAGGAGGCGUUCAAGCUGCUGGGGGAAGGGUUUAGGGUUUUGUCUGAUAGAGCUAGUAGGAAAGAGUAUGAUGUAGCUUUGAGAAUCAGGUUUCUGGAGGAGAGGGGUGAUGUUCAGGAAUCCGUAGUGGAGACUUUCUGGACGGCGUGUUCUAGGUGUAGUCUUCUGCAUCAGUUUGAGAGGAAGUAUUUGGGGCACAAUUUGGUUUGCCCUAAUUGUAAGAAGAGCUUUAAAGCUGUGGAGGUUGAGGAUAAUCAGGAUAAAGAAGAGGUUGGUAAUGUUGAGAAAGUUGGAGUUAGGAGUUCGAGGUUGAGAAGGAAAGUUUUUUGUGGAGAUCGGUUGGGGAACUUUAAUUCGGGGAAUCAAGGAAGUCGAAAUGAGGUCUUGAGGAGGAAACCGAAUGAUGAAGACGUGGUUUUGCAGAACUUGAAGUCUAAGAAGGUGAGAUUAGAUGAAGAAAUGAUGACACUGGCUGAAAUGCAGUUGGAAGCAAGGCGUAAGGCUAGCGAAGGGAAGGAAAAAUUGAAGGUUAAGCAGAAGGAGAAGGAGGGACCGGAGAAAGAAGACGUUGCAAAGAAGAGCAGAGAAUCACAGAGCGGAAAAAGUGGGAUUUCAGUUGGUGAAAAUGAAAGUGCUCAGACAUCAAAGAAGAUUGUGAUUCAUGAGGCAGAGAAGCAUGUUGUAUCGAGGAAGUCAAGGAGUGCUAUGGAUAUCGGGUAUGUGGAGAAUGGUGGUCCGGAGAUGAUGGAAGUUGAGGACUCAGACUUCUAUGACUUUGAUAGUGACAGAACAGAGAAGAGUUUCAAGAAGGGGCAGGUGUGGGCUAUAUACGACGAUACUGAUGGAAUGCCGAGGCAGUAUGGUUUGAUCGAUGAGGUGGUCUCGGUGAAUCCUUUCGAGGUGAAGUUGAGUUGGCUGGAUCUUGUCAACAACGGAGACGAUAGGUUGAUCAGCUGGUUAAAAACUGGAUCUUGUGGGAGCUUUAAGGUCGAUAGGAACAUGACUGUUGAUUCUGUGAAUAUCUUCUCACAUGCUAUGCAGUGCGAGAGGGCUGCCAGACAAGUUUAUAGGAUUUACCCUAACAAGGGUUCUGUAUGGGGAGUUUACAGAGAAGGACAAAGACAUGUUCCACAGAAGGAUGAACCAUGCUACGACUUUGUUGUGGUUCUGAGUAAUUACAGUGAGAUUCAUGGGCUGAGUUUUGCAUACCUCGAUAAGGUUGAUGGGUUCAAAACUGUGUUCAAGAGAAGGGAGUUCGGGUUUCGCGGUGUCAAAUGUGUCGUCAAAGAUGAUCUCCUGAUGUUUUCUCAUCAAAUUCCUGCGAGGAAGGUCUCUAGUGAUGAGAUCCCCGAGCUUCCGAAAGACUGCUGGGAGCUUGAUCCAGCUUCUCUUCCAGCAGUGUUGUUGCAGUCGAAGCAUAUGUGUUAAGAGAUUAGAAUGAGAUUAAAUGUGUAUUCCCAAUUACUAAUUGUUCAUGGCGUUCUCAUUAAAGCUUUUCCCGGCUCAAAGGACACGUUUGAUCAUGUGUUUUAUCAAAUUUCUCAUCAAAUUCAUGUCUUUCUCAUUCAAAGUACGUAUAUGAGAUUAGCUACGUGACAUGUUUGCAUCACAAUAUACAUGUAUUUAAAAUCUCUUGACAUUUCUAAAAUCAUAUUUUCAUAUCAGAAAAUAUUAAGACUAUCUUUCAACUAAUUAGUCUCAAUUAUUCUUUCAUUCAUUGAUGAAGUGUUUUCUCUAUCUCUUAUUAUAGAAAAAUUAAAUAUCAAUGUUUUU
This is a messenger RNA of Linum trigynum, 2254 nucleotides long. The record is from the annotation of a GenBank genome assembly. NCBI's taxonomy places the organism in Eukaryota, Viridiplantae, Streptophyta, Magnoliopsida, Malpighiales, Linaceae.